This is a messenger RNA of Protopolystoma xenopodis, 420 nucleotides long. NCBI's taxonomy places the organism in Eukaryota, Metazoa, Platyhelminthes, Monogenea, Polystomatidea, Polystomatidae. The record is from the annotation of a GenBank genome assembly.
AUGACAGAAGGCUUGCAAUUCAGAUUGGACAAAAGUUGCUUGGACUUCUCCCUCCGUAAGCGGCUAUGUCCACUCGGACCAACAGUUGUCAUCCGUGAUGCAUUUACCAUAAGACAGACGGCUAAGCCAUCACCGGGAGGGAUGCCAAAUCGGCAGCAUACUAGCGAUGAGCGCCUGUGCAACGCUAAAUUGAAAACUGAAAUAGGUGCUGAAAUUGUUAGUAAAUAUUGGGUAAGAGUUCUAGCCACCCCAGGUGAAUCAGGUGUUCUUUUGGCGUUCGAGGAUGAUGUCCAAAAGCAGGGCACUGCGACUUGGGCAAAUUUAGACUACAAGUCAAGAAAUAUUUUAAUCCUUGAUUUAAGCAGAUCCGUGUUGUCUGGACAUGUCUACCUCAGCCACAGACGAGAUCCAUCAACUUAG